Molecule: messenger RNA, 3450 nt
Organism: Porites lobata
Lineage: Eukaryota; Metazoa; Cnidaria; Anthozoa; Scleractinia; Poritidae
Source: the annotation of a GenBank genome assembly
GAGCAUAAUCAAGGACUUGAAAAAGAAAAAUCAGCUUUAGAAGAUUUUGCCGGCAAAUACACAAUAGAGGGAGAACCUGGAAUUACUCCUUUAGAGUUUUUUGAAAAUAAAAAAACUAUUAUUAAAAAUUUUCUUAGAAAUCAUAGAAAUACAAAAGUAAAAUUUAUCUUGGUUUGUAUUAUGGGAAAAAUGGAAGUAGGCCCGCAACAAAGAUUUGAAGUUGAAGACAGAGCAUUUUUUCAUUCAGAAACUUAUAUUAAUCUUGUAUCAACUGAUGUAAAAGUUUUACUUAAAAAAAUUAUCCGUAACAUCGCAGAUAAGAUCUAUGUCUAUCAACAGAAUGGUAGCGGGUGGUAUUUAAAAGAAGUAGAUCAACUUGAGAUUCAUACCGUUGAAUUCGAUCCUUUGAGAGGAUCUUCCUACAUUCCUCUUCCAGAUUGGAUUAUGAGGAAGAAAGCUAUUGUUAGUAUUAUGAAUAAAGAUGAUAAGUGUUUCUUGUGGUGCAUACUACGUUAUCUUCAUCCAAGAGAGAGGAAUGAUAGACGUUUAGCAGAUUUAAAGCAAUAUGUGCAUGAGAUUAAAAUUCCAAAAGGAUUCACUUUUCCAGUUAAAACCAAUGAUAUAACAAAAUUUGAAAAUGCUAAUCCAGACAUACCAGGCAUAAAUGUAUUCUCAGUUAAUUCUAGAAAAAAGUUUUAUACUUUAAGGUUAGCAUUACGUGAUCCUCAAAAUUCAAUAGAUUUAUUUCUUUAUGAGGAGAAUGGGAAAUGCCAUUAUUCACUGAUUAAAAAUUUUUCUCGGUUAUUAAGAUCGCAGAUUACAAAAAGAACAGAUGAACCAAUUCAUAUUUGUAAAAGAUGUCUCAAUGGAUUCACAAAAGAAUCAUUAUUACAAAGACAUAUUUUUUAUUGUAAGAAUAAUGGGACAGCUUAUGUUAGAAUGCCAGAUCCCGACAAAACGACUUUAAAAUUUGUAAACGAUCACAAACAAAUUCCUAUUCCUUUUGUAGCUUAUGCUGAUUUCGAGUGUUUUACUAAACCAAUGAACACUUGCAGUCCUAAUCCAGAAAAUUCUUAUAGAUAUGACUAUCAAAAACAUGAACCAUCAGGGUUUUGUAUUUUUAUUAAAGGAGUUGUUGAUAAAAAAAUAAAGCCAAUUACUUAUACUAAAAAAGAAGAAGAUGAUGAUGUAGCGAGAAUAUUUAUAGAAAAAAUUUCAGAAUUAACAAGAGCUAUUUAUUACGAUUUCUAUUGUCAGCCAAAACCUCUUAAACUUACCCAAGACCAACAAAAAUCAUUUGAUAAAGCGAAAAUUUGUCAUAUUUGCAACACGGAAUUAUUAGAGGAUAGAGUUAGGGAUCAUUGCCAUUUUACAGGUCAGUAUAGAGGUGCUGCUCACAACAAGUGUAAUCUUAAAUGUAAAAAACCAAGAAUACUACCAGUUAUAUUUCAUAAUCUUCAGGGGUAUGAUUCUCAUUUGUUUAUAAAGCAACUGGCAAGCUUACCAGGAGAAUUACGAUGCAUUCCAUCUACUGAAGAGAAAUACAUUUCCUUCUCUAAAUAUAUAAAAGUUGGUGAGUACAGAUCAAGAAAAACAGGUAAAAUGGUUUCUUUAGAUUUUGAAAUUCGUUUUAUAGAUUCAUAUAAGUUUCUUCAAACAUCUCUUGCUAAUCUUGUUAAAAAUUUACAAAAAGAUGAUUUUUAUAAUACAAAACGAGAGUUUAAGAAGAAUGUAGAUCUAAUUACUCGUAAGGGAGUUUUUCCUUAUGAUUAUGUUUCGAAUCUUAGUAAACUAACAGAAACACAGCUUCCACCAAAGGAAGAAUUUUAUUCAAAGCUAAAUGAUGAGGAUAUAAGUGAAGAAGAUUAUUAUCAUGCUAUUCGAGUAUGGGAUACUUUCAAUUGUAAAACAAUUAGAGAUUACCACGAUCUUUAUUUAAAAUCCGAUGUGCUACUUCUCGCUGACGUGUUUGAAAAUUUUAGGAAAACUUGUAUGAAACAUUACAACCUUGAUCCAGCUCAUUAUUACACAUCGCCUGGUCUUGCUUGGGAUGCUUGUCUUAAAGAAACAAAACAGGAAUUGCAACUACUUGAUGAUUACGAUAUGUUAAUGAUGUUUGAAAGGGGAAUACGUGGCGGUAUAUCCCACAUAUCAAAGAGAUACGCUGAAGCUAACAACAAAUACAUGAAAUCUUUUGAUACCCAAAAACCUUCAACGUACAUUCAAUACCUCGAUGCAAAUAACCUUUAUGGUUGGGCUAUGUCACAAAAUCUUCCAACACAUGGGUUUAAAUGGAUGAGAAAUCUUACUAAAGAUAAAGUUUACGAUAUUCUUGAAAAAAUAAACCAUAGCAUGUCAAAUCGAGGAAAAAUAGGUUAUAUAUUUGAAGUUGAUUUGGCCUAUCCUAAAAAACUAUGGGAAAAACAUAAUGACUAUCCUCUUGCUCCUGAAAAGAUGAAUGUUAAUGGGGUUGAAAAACUAAUUAGUCAUUUUAAACCAAGAAAAAAUUACGUUGUCCAUUACCGAAAUCUUAGGCAAUAUCUUGAAAUGGGAAUGAGUAUAACUGCAGUUCAUAGAGGAAUAUCAUUUCAACAAAGUCCUUGGAUGGAGCCUUACAUAAGAAAAAAUACAGAAUUGCGUAAAGCGGCAGACAACAGUUUUGAGAAAGACUUUUUCAAACUUAUGAAUAAUUCAGUUUUUGGAAAGACAAUAGAAAACAUUAGAAAAAGACAAAAUAUAAAACUGGUUGAUAAUCGUAAAACAGCUCUAAAACUUACAAAAAAGCCUAACUUUGAAAGAGCAACUAUUUUUGAUAAAAAUCUUGUUGCUCUUCAUAUGAAAAAAACAGAGAUUUAUUUUAACAAACCAGUAUACGUAGGACAAGCAAUAUUAGACUUAUCCAAAACAUUAAUGUUUGACUUUCAUUAUAACUAUAUACAACCAAAAUAUGGAAAAAAAGCUGAGUUACUUUUUACAGAUACUGAUUCCCUUAUGUACCAAAUUCAAACAGAAGAUUUCUAUAAAGAUAUAUCAGCUGAUGUGGAAACCAAGUUUGAUACAUCAGAUUAUCCAAAAGAUCAUCUAUCUGGAAUUCCAACAGGGUUAAACAAAAAAGUAAUUGGGAUGUUUAAGGAUGAAGUUGCGGGAAAGCAAAUAACACAUUUUAUAGGCCUCCGCCCAAAGCUUUACAGCUUUAAAAUAGAAGAGGGUAAAAAUGUUAAGAAGUGUAAGGGAAUAAAAAAGUCUGUGGUUUCAAAAGGAAUUACAUUUGAGCAUUAUUUUGAUUGUUUAUUCACGGGGGAUAAACAAAUGCGAAGUAUGAAAAUAAUACAAAGUAGGUACCAUGAUAUAUAUUCCAAAGAGGUGAAUAAAAUAGCUCUUAGCUGCGAAGAUGACAAAAGAUUAGUACAAAUCAACAAAGUUGAUACUAAAGCAAUAAGGCCGAAUUAA